AUGACGCCCAUAAUAAAUGCUACGAAAACGCAUACUUUAGAUGAAAACGAAGGUGAAUCUCGAGAAUUAGCUAACAAUUCCAGUAACGAUAAUAAUAAUUGUGAUGAAACUUCUGUGGAAGCGCCAUUAAUUUUAUCUUCACCAGCAGAAACCUCAACACCUUUACUGAAUCCCAUGUCACCAUCACUAUUACCGGUUGGUUCAAAUUCUUCUUCACCAUUAUUAUCACCAGUGGUAUCACCCCCACCAAUAUCAAUUUCAAAAUUAGCCGGAAAGAAGCAUAUACCAGCAGAAAUUGAUACUUCUUCCACAUCACUUUGUCAUUCUUCAUCAACUAAGAGCAACGAGGAUAGCUAUAGUAAUUUAGGCCCAAGAAAAUCUUUGUCAUUACCAUAUCCAAGAAACAAUCCAAAAGAGCGGUCAAAUAGUCUAUCAUAUGUUAAAGAAUCGAUGUCCUUAAAUAGAUCAAAAUCAUUACGUGAAGGAAUUCACUCACGAGAUUCUUGCCACAAUGGCACUAACCAUUUAACUAUUCGUAAAACUGGGUCUGAAAGUGGUGUUCAUCAAUGCUCUUCGUCACUACAUCAUUCAUAUGCUUGUUAUACUCCCGGUCACUCGCCAACAAAAGUUAUCACUCCGGAGAUUCCAAUACGUCCUCUGUCUUCUACCUCUUCUCCUGCAUCAUUAGAGCGUCGACUAUCAAUAUUGACACAAUCAUAUUCAGACCUAAGUCUCUCAAUAACUGAUGAUAAUUUUUCGGAUUGGGACGACUUUUUGUAUGGUUAUGCCCGAGGGAAAUUUGAUCCAUUAUCAAUCCCGAGAAAACCGAGACGAUCUAGCUCCAAAAGAAGUUAUACAAGCAGUGUGGGAUGUCGAGAUCGGAAAGAUCGAGAUAGAGGAGAUCAUAAUAAUAGUAGCACUAAUACCAUUAAUGACAAUAAAUUGAGUCUACCAACUAGUCCACUAUCAGGAAUCACUACAUUUGGUGAUGAUUGGGAUGUCGAGUAUAUCGAAGCUUGGAGAAGAGAUGGCGCAAGAGGCACGGGAUCAAAUACUCCCGGGACACCUAGUAAUGGAUUAGAUGCAGCAACAAAUUAUGCAUUUUCAUCUGACGUCGUGAAUAAUGUUAAUUCUACUCACCAGCACGAAUUACAUUUAACUGCAAUCGAAGAUUCCAUCCCUUCAAAUGUGCGCUCAUCUUCUGCAUCUUUAAGCUUAGAAACACAUACUGAAAUUUCUGACGAAGAGAAUAACUAUGAAGGAUACGACGAAUAUCAUGAUGAAGUAUAUGACCAUAACGAAGACAGUGAUGAUGAGUUUGAACCAGAGUAUUUACCACCUCCUCUGCCUCCAAAUGAAGGUGAACGGAGACGUGCUUUAUGGCGGUUUCAGAUCUUGAAUACUUCGCAAGAUGUGAAUUUUUCGCGCAUUGCCCGCUUAGUUAAACAGCACUUCAAGGUUCCGAUUUCCCUGAUAUCCUUGGUAAAUACAACACAUCAAUGGUUCAAAGCAGAGGAAGGUCUCGGCUGUAGUUCCACCACUCGAGAAGUUUCUUUUUGUGGCCACGCGAUUCUUCAAGAAACAGCCGAGCCAUUUGUCGUCCCGGACGCACUGGUUGAUUGGCGGUUCAAAAAGAACCCCUUAGUAACCGGUCCUCCAUAUAUUCGAUUUUAUGCUGGGGCUCCAUUACGUACAAAAGAUGGCCAUAACCUCGGUACUAUCUGUUUGAUUGAUAAUAAUCGUCGUGAUAAUUUUAGUGCUGACGAUCGUAAGGUUCUCAAGGACUAUGCUAAGGUUGUGGUGCGCGAAUUGGAAUUAUGGGCGGAUAGAUUAAGAUUGAGAGUGAGAAACAAAAUGCAAGACUCGAUUGCAGAGUUUAGUAAAUUCUGUCUGGAAAGCAUGAAAUCACAAUUACUAAACAAAGAAACUGGUGAAAUAUCACGAAAACGAGAAAGUGUAUGGUCAAAAAAUCCGGAGAAAGAAUCAUGUGAAAUUGGAGAUCGAGUCAUGCAAAAAUGUUUUGAGAUGGCAGUGAAGCUUAUGCGUGAUACAUUGGAAGUGGAUGCUCUUUAUCUAUUGGAGAUGCCAUCACUUUCAUCAAAGUCAAUCUCGUCGACAGGUCGGACUUCAGAUUUCUCAUCAUUCUUUUUAAAUAGUCCUCCACCUGAACCUGGUAUUAAGCAUCUUAGAUUUUUGGCAUCCGUCGGAAUUGAAUUGUCAACUGAUUAUCUGUCUACUCCGACGACGACGUCAUUUUUGACGCACUUGAUGGAAACUCAUGAACAAGGAUACAUCUUUCAAAAUGCGUUGCCUCCAUUGCCUGCUCUUUUCCCACCGCAAAUGCAGUCGGGUAUUGUUGUACCGAUUUACGAUAAUUCUCAGAAUGCUUUCGGAUUUCUAAUUGCAUUGACCACCGAUGCUUCUCGACAGUUCGAAGACGAAGAACGCGUGUAUAUUGGAAAUUUUGGAGUAAAUGUUGUUAGUGAAGUGCUGAAACGUCGAGUGAUUGUUGCUGAUCGAGCUAAAGGAGUUUUCAUUUCAUCAAUGUCUCAUGAAUUGAGAACUCCGCUACAUGGAAUAUUGGCUAGUUGUGAAUUAUUGGAAGAUUCAAAGAUGACUGAUGCCCAAAAAGAAUUAUUGAAAACUAUUCAAGGGUGUGGGACAAGUUUGAUUAGCAUCCUGAAUUCAGUAUUGGAUUUCGCAAAAUUGGAAAGACGACAUCACCACACAAGUAGUUUAUCGACUAUUGCAUCCUCUGAUGAAUCUACGACUUCGUCAUCGAAUAUAAAAUCUGCUGAUGAUGGUGUAAAUAGUGUUGGCACUCAGAAUCAUGAUAACAAUUCGAAGACUACAUCAUCAGACAAUGGGAUUCGUUCAAGAAACAAAUCUUAUCACCGUAUACUGCAAAAAGUCGAUCUGGUUGCUAUAAUUGAAGAAGUAUCCGAAUCAUGUUCAAUUGGGCAACAAAUGCUGUCAGCUGUCUAUGGAGCAUCAUCCAACACUGUAAAUACAUCAAAGUCAUUAAAAUCAUUCGACUCUCUUGUCUCAUCCGAUUCAUUGAACGAAAUAUUGGAAAACCACACGGAUUCGACAACUACACAUUUACGAAAACGUAUUUGUGAUCUUUUGCAUCCGUAUCAAUAUACAUCAAAUAAUGUUGACGAUAAAAAUGAUCAUGCAGAGGAACAACAAACUGUUGAAUUGAUGCUUGAUAUUGAACCAAAAUCUGAAGGCUGGUGUGUUAUGGCUGAUGAUGGAAGCGUUAGGCAAAUUCUGAUGAAUAUUAUUGGAAAUUCAUUGAAAUUCACAAAAAAGGGAUAUGUGCACAUCUCUUUAACCACAGUCCCAACAUCCACUAAUAAUUUUAAUACCUCAUCAGAUCCAAAACGAAUAUCGGUCUUAUUUACAAUAACCGAUACGGGGAAAGGAAUAUCACCAGAUUUUCUCACCACACAUUUAUUCCAACCGUUUUCGCAAGAAGAUUCAUUGCAAGCUGGCACUGGCCUAGGACUCUCGAUUGUGAAAUUGCUAGUUGAGAAAAUGGACGGGAGAUUAGAUGUCGAAUCCGCAUUGGGUACAGGAACUCGUGUUCGUAUUUGGUUGGAUUUCGAUCUACCACCAAGUGAUAACGAUGAUGACAGUAAUAAUGAUAAUGAUGACAAUAAAUCAAAAAUAUCAGACGAAGAAAAAGAGAGAAUACUUCAAGAGUUCGCCAAAAUGCAAUUAUGCAUAUAUGGAGUUCAUGGGAAAUUACGUGAAGUCGUCGAAAAGUAUUUUCGAACCUGGCAUGGAAUGAAGCGAAUUGCAUUUGAGGAGCAAGCGGAUCGAAUGCGUGGUGAUCUGUUAGUGAUUAACGAUGAUUUGGAUGCCUUGAGAACUGUUUGGUUCUUGGAUCAUCAUAAACAACAGCAGCUAGAGAAUAGGAGAAGCUCAUUAUCGAAUUUAGUUUCCCCACUAUUGAAUAUUGCAGCUUCGGCAACUGUUACAAAAGAUGUUCAUCAACAACAAAAUAAAGAGUGGGAUCAUUCUCCGAUAAUCCUAGUCACAUCGAUAGCAAAGUACGCAAAAGCAGCCGACUUUGUUGAAUCCUUGCAGCAUCAAGUGAACUUUAUUUCAGAAAUUAAUUCCCCGAAUCAAUUUCUAUGUGCGGAAGAUACGCAACAAGGUAAUUCUCCUCAGCUGACUCCUAAUCACAGCCACGGUAUCCAAAUAUCGGCAAAAUCUCUUCCUAAAGUGGUUGUAAUGACACCUAAUCAUCCUCCUCACGAUCAUCACCUUAAUACUAAUCAUAUUUCGAGCUCGAAUAAUGAUUUCUCUCUUUCAUCGUCUUCGUCAUCAAGUUCAAGUAGUUCUUAUGAACAUUCAGACGAGAAUUCAGAUGAAAAUUUAAUAUUCAUGCCAUCUCCAUUAAUAACAUCACCAAAUGAAACAAAUCCUUUCUUCAGAAAUAUCCUAGAUAAUACGGAUAAUUUAACGACUACGGAACCUGUGUCCGAUUUUAGAGUUGAAUCAUCAUCGUCCUCUCCAAAUCAACUAUCACAACAACUUUUACUGCAGAUGCAACCGUAUCAUGCACAACUUGCAUCUUCAUUCAAUUCGGAAAAACUCACCAACGCAGCAUUUACUGCUUCAUUCGAUCGAUCUUAUUCAUUGCCAGCCACACCGGUACCAGAAAUCCAUCAACAGUCUCUGAUGAUUGCUCCUACAAUCGUGGGUCCAAAAGGGCCUCGAGUAUUGGUGGUAGAGGACAAUGCAGUUAAUCGAAUGAUUUUAGUCACUUACUUGAAAAAACGUGGCAUUGGAUACGAAGAGGCUGAGAAUGGCGCUAUCGGAGUCAAUAAGUUUCGACGUUGCUUGGAGUAUGAUGAAGAGCAAGAGAAACUUGAAUUUGAUAAAAGGACUGGUGAGAGGCGUAGAUUCGAUGUAGUAUUAAUGGAUAUUCAAAUGCCAGUAAUGGAUGGCAAUAAAGCAACUGCUGAAAUCCGUAAAUUAGAAAAAGAAUAUGCUGAAAAACAUCAAUCACAUUCUUCCGGUGAUGGUAACACUGAUGUUUUCAGAAAAAAUCAGCCGAAUAGUUUAUCAACAUCCCCAUUAGUUUCUCUAUUAUCACCAUUAUUAAACACGGCUGCAAAUAGAGAUCUGGCAUCGUCUGAUAUCUCAACAAAUGACUUGAAUUUAGAAACGUCAACAUCAUCAUUGCAUGAUCCUCAAUCAGCUAAAACUGUCAACUUCGAAACAAAAUCUCAACCACUUUUCACGUCAUCGCAAAAUCGUGCACUAAUAUUCGCACUAACUGGAUUGGCCAGUGAAGAAGACAAGGAUCUGGCAUUUGAAAGUGGAGUUGAUGGAUUUUUAACGAAACCAAUUAGUCUAAAAGUAUUGGACCGUGUAUUGAAAAGGUGGUUUGAAAGAUGUGAUGAAACAGCCACAAAUAAUUCCAUUGAUUUAAACAAUACCGAUACUAAUACAUGUAGCAUCAAUAAAGUAGCGUCGUCGGAUCCAGUUAAACAAAAUAAAUCCUCUAAUUUAAAUUCAAAUCCACUUUCACAAAAGGAGCCAGUUUCAUUAUCGCCGUCAUCAUCCGCCGCCUCUCCCCAAGAAAAAUUAGUGUCUCAACAAAAAGCUGUAAAAACUGCUACAUCUGAUAAUGCACCAACAUCUGAUUCUGGACUCUGUAAUAUGGUCGGGUGA
This is a messenger RNA of Ambispora leptoticha, 5691 nucleotides long. NCBI's taxonomy places the organism in Eukaryota, Fungi, Glomeromycota, Glomeromycetes, Archaeosporales, Ambisporaceae. The record is from the annotation of a GenBank genome assembly.